Messenger RNA from Condylura cristata (star-nosed mole), 5051 nucleotides. Its product is annotated as cytochrome P450 1B1. The record is from RefSeq and is a predicted model, not a curated record. NCBI's taxonomy places the organism in Eukaryota, Metazoa, Chordata, Mammalia, Eulipotyphla, Talpidae. Gene Ontology annotation, molecular function: iron ion binding; oxidoreductase activity, acting on paired donors, with incorporation or reduction of molecular oxygen; heme binding. The transcript is spliced from 3 exons. The coding region runs from base 85 to 1713 and encodes 542 amino acids.
CGUCUUGCUCAGCUCCGCAAAGGCCCGGGCCCGGCUCUCUUCAGCCUGACGCUGUAGCACCUUGAAAGCGCGCCUGCUGGCAGCAUGGCCACCAGUCUCAGCCCGUUCGACUCUUGGUCGUCCAGCCCACUGUCCGCCCAGCAGACCACCCUCCUGCUGCUCUUCUCGGUGCUGGCCGCGGUGCACGUGGGCCAGUGGCUGCAGCGGCAGCGGCGGAGGCGGCCGGGCUCCUCGCCCCCCGGCCCCUUCUCGUGGCCUCUGAUCGGAAACGCAGUGGAGGUGGGUAAGGUGCCGCACCUCUCCUUUGCUCGUCUUGCGCGGCGCUACGGCGACGUCUUCCAGAUCCGCCUGGGCAGCUGCCGGGUGGUGGUGCUGAACGGCGAGCACGCCAUCCGCCAGGCCUUGGUGCAGCAGGGCGUAGCCUUCGCUGACCGGCCGCCCUUCGCCUCUUUCCGCGAGGUGUCGGCGGGCCACAGCAUGGCUUUCGGCCAGUAUUCGGAGCUCUGGAAGGCGCAGCGGCGCGCGGCGCACAGCACGAUUCGGGCCUUCUCGAUGCGCCAGCCAAGCAGCCGCAGCAUCUUCGAGCGCCACUUGGUUGGCGAGGCGCGCGAGCUGGUGGAGCUGCUGGUGCGCGGCAGCGAGGGCGGUUCCUUCCUGGACCCGCGGCCGCUGACCGUGGUGGCGGUGGCCAACGUCAUGAGCGCGGUGUGCUUCGGCUGCCGCUACAGCCACGACGACCCGGAGUUCCGCGAGCUGCUCAGCCACAACGACGAGUUUGGGCGCACGGUGGCGGCGGGCAGCCUGGUGGACGUGCUGCCCUGGCUGCAGCUCUUCCCCAACCCGGUGCGCACCGCCUUCCGCGAAUUCCAGCAGCUCAACCGCAACUUUAGCAACUUCGUCUCGGACAAGUUCGUGAGACACAGGGAAAGCCUCCAGCAGGGAGCCGCGCCCCGAGACAUGAUGGACGCCUUCAUCCUCUCCUCGAGAAAGGCGGCGGACCAGGGGCCGGGCGGUGGCCGCGCGCUGGACUUGAAGUACGUGCCGCCCACCGUCACCGACAUCUUCGGCGCCAGUCAGGACACGCUCUCCACCGCGCUGCAGUGGCUGCUCAUCCUCUUCAUCAGAUAUCCAGAAGUGCAGGCUCGGGUGCAGGCAGAACUGGAUCAAGUUGUGGGCAGACAGCGGCUGCCCUGCCUGGACGACCAGCCCAGCCUGCACUACAUCAUGGCCUUUCUUUAUGAGGCCAUGCGCUUCUCCAGCUUUGUGCCCGUCACCAUUCCUCAUGCCACCACUGCCAGCGCCUCUGUCCUGGGCUACCACAUUCCCAAGGACACCGUGAUCUUUGUUAACCAGUGGUCCGUGAACCACGACCCAGUGAAGUGGCCUAACCCAGAGGACUUCGAUCCAGCCCGGUUCUUGGACAAAGACGGCCUCAUCAACAAGGACCUGGCCAGCAGCGUGAUGAUUUUCUCAGUGGGCAAAAGGCGAUGCAUUGGGGAAGAACUUUCCAAGAUGCAGCUGUUUCUCUUCAUUUCCAUCCUAGCUCACCAGUGCAAUUUCAGGGCCAACCCAGAGGAAGACUCAAAAAUGGAUUUUAAUUACGGCCUGACCAUUAAACCCAAGGCAUUUAAAAUCAACGUCACUCUCCGAGAGUCCAUGGAGCUCCUUGAUCAAGCUGUCAAAAAGUUCCAGAGCCAGGAAGACUGCCAGUGAGAUGUUGGGCAGGCGGAGAUUUUAGAAAUACUCAAGUCUUGAAGUAGGCAGGGAGCAAAAUUAGGGUUGUUUUUUUUUUUUCCUAGUUCCCCUUUGCUACUUUUUCAGUUAGCCUCUGAUGUGAGCCUAAGUCAACAGAGCCUCAGGUGCUGUGCUUCCCAUAGCUGACUCAGAAUGAGCACUGGGCUCUCCAGGAGCUCUGGGAGAAGUUUUUGAGCCAAAAGAGUUGUGCCCAAGGAGAUUGUAUGCAUAAACUGAAUGCUGGGAAUAGUUUCUCAAGGGAGCAUCAUUUGGAGUUAACACACACACACACACAAACACACACUCACAUCAGAGAACAGCUCACUACUUGUUUACUAGACACACAUGUGCAUAUUGUUUGUUGUAACACAACUAAAAGCAACCCUGUAGAGUAUCCACUGAAACAUCUCUAUUUGAUAAAAAGAAAAAACUGGGAAGGUCUGUGCACAUGUACACAGCUCAUUGGCGUCACCCAGCUCUCACCUGGGAAAAAAAGUGCAUACACAUAUUCGCCCACCUCCACACCCACUCCCACCUAAUGAAGAGACAUUUCAGUAAUCAUAACUUCCUGCUGGGUAGGAUUCAAAAUUUGUGUUCCAUGUAGUGUAAAUUGCCCAUAGAAAACUGUAUUAAGCAAAGAUGCAGAAUAUCAAUCAACAUACAAACACAGAUAGUCUUCAUAUAGGUCAUGAUUGAAGGUGAUAAGGGAAAAGGUAAAACCCAGAAAUUUCCUUCAAACCUUUUCAAUAAAACAGCUAGUUAGGCUCUAGUAUCUAUGACUGGACUUAUCUUUUUGCCCACUUCAUGUGCUUUGUUCAUCCCUUUAUUGGAUGAAUUAGAAAGCCAUUUGCUAAAAAAAUAAGAAUAGUAGUUGAUUUUGUGAUUAUAGUGGGUUUCAGCCUGGCUUAAAGUAUAAGUUGUUAAAUUGCAAACAAUUCCAAGCAAAAAUCAUACCAUAGUACAGAAUUUCAAUUAUGAGAGCAAAAAACAAAAAAGAUUGUUAAUGGACUGAUUUCAGUAAGUCUUAAUAGGUUAAGAAAGUCACCAAAAAAAUUCAAUAUACAUAUAUUACAUAAUUAUUCACAAGCAAUAUACAUUAUUUUUAGUAAUUAAAAUGAAUUAUUUUGAUCAAGAAAAGGUUAAAUAAUGUAUGUCUUCUAUAAUGUCAUUAUAAAGUAGGAAAGAACAGUCAAUUUAACCAAUUUUGUGUACUAUAUAUAUAGAUAUAUAUAUCUAUAUAUCCCCAAAAUAUAUAAAUAUAUAUAUAUAUAAACAUAUAUAUUUUGCUAUGGGAAGUAUGUUUAAGGAAGGUCUCUUCUCUCACCCCAAACUUCAAUGAUACCUGAAAAUAAUCUCAAAAUUGUAUCCUGAUCACUUUACAACAUUUUUGUUGUUGUACUCACAACAAAAUAUACUCACAACACACAAUCUCUUUUUGAAAAUGAUCUAUUUAACAGGUUAAUAUUCCAAACUGUUGGUGCGCUUAAAACUUAAUUUAAUAGUGAGAUAAUUCUGAUGAUUUUGUUCCAUUUGAAUUAGUGGAAUCCGUGGACUGCAGAGAAAUUUAGCCUCUAUCUGCCUGGAGAAUAUUGAGAAAUGCAAUGAAUUUUCAGGAUGUUCUCUUUAUAAGGUAACAAGGGGAGAAUUCCUAUUUUAAUUUUCAGUUGACCUAGUUUGUCUUUUCAGUGAUUUUUUUUUGCUUGUUUGUUUAAGUAGCAUUAGUGUCUGUUUUGGAAUGUUAGAAUCAGAGACUGUCUUGGGAGGCUGUUUGGAGAUUGCAGUUGUGUUCCUGGGGAACUGAUCAGAUGGCCAAGCUGAUGGGCAGUUACUUUGGUAACUAUGAAAACAAAACUUGAACAGAAUGUGUUCAGCUUAUGUAAACAACCUGAAAACCUUAAAAAGAAAAACUGAUGGAAGAUUGCAAAAGUACACAAUGAAGUUUGACGUUUUAACUUACACUGCAUGUGUUUGUCCAAAGGAAAUUGUACAGUGUCUUAAAAGCUUAUUGCCUAUUAUGUUCUAUUAAGCUUUUUGGAAUCUUUUAUUUAAAGUUACAGAGUUGGGAGGGUAGAAUGGUUAUAUGUGAGGGCGGUAAGAGACAAGACUGGGAAAAUGACAAAGAAGAAAGCUGACUAGACAUUUUUCCAUCCGUUCUAAAUUUAUUAAAUUGAGGCAUGAAUAUUUGAGAAAAUAGUUAAGUGUGACAGUGGUAGGUCCCUGGUAGAUUUUUAAAAAUCUACAACAUAGAUCUAUUUUUAAUUUGGGAUUUUUUUCUUAAUAAAAAUUCUGCAUAAUUUGAAUGAAUGAAAUCUAUCAGUACCUCUUGUCAGUACAUUUCAAUUUUUUCUGCUCUGGCUAUUCCAGAACACUACAACCCCUCGCUACCUUCCAGCCCAGCCGUCAUUUUUAGCUGCCCUACGCUUCUUGCUCUGAUUGAGAAAUGUGUGGCAGCAAAAGUAAUUAUGUCCCAAUUAGAUGCCUCGGUUCUGUCAACCAGGUCCAAAUGGGCUACAAUCUGUUUUCACAUAGGCUCAGCCUAUCCCAUGUUUUCAGCAGUGAGAAAGCCGUGCUUAUAUAGAAGAGAGUACAGUGAGUGUGUGGUGGUUGCCUGGCUGAUUUAAUAUGCUUGUGAGCAAGUUAAAGGAAGGAAAGCAAAACAAAAAUCAGAUUUCAAAACCAAAUUUGGAGGCUACGGUAUUCAGAUUACUGAUGUAAUCAGAAAACUUCAUUUUAUUUCUAGUGGAUCAAAAGUGUAUUUGCUGGUUACCAUAGAAGUCAGAAUAUCUACUCUAGAUUACUGCGAUAGUUAAGGUAUAUCAUUCAUUAUAUAUUAAAAUUUUGAAAUUGUAAAAAGGUUGCUUUUUUCCCCAAAACAAAAAGAAGUCUCAGGUUUGCUUGUGGAUUAUCUAAAAGUUUUCAUGUCUCAGAACUUAGCCUUUACCUGUGAAAUGUUACUGCAGUCUUAAUAUUUUUGUGUUAGAUCUAUAUUAGAUCCAUAGUUGCAUAGCAUGAUGUAUUAGUGUAUAUGAUUUUAGCUGUGACACAACUGGUGAUUAAAAAAACAAGGCAUGCUUUAGCAGAUGUCUUUGUGACUCAAGGACAACUUCUUAUUUAACCUUUUCUUAUUUUUAUAUUUUAUUAUAUAUGCUUUUAUUACGUACAAAUAGCAACUAUAAUGCAGUUGCAAUCGAAAUAGAUUUUGAGGACACAGAAUUAUUAUAUAGCUUUUUCUACUUGAUAUGUAUCACAAUAAACAAAUUCUGUAUCUGCAUUUACCUAUAAUAGAACUAUUAUCUCCAAAAUAAAAAUCACUUUCC